Messenger RNA from Stereum hirsutum FP-91666 SS1, 1864 nucleotides. Its product is annotated as cytochrome P450. The record is from RefSeq and is a predicted model, not a curated record. Bases 45 to 1676 code for a protein of 543 amino acids. NCBI's taxonomy places the organism in Eukaryota, Fungi, Basidiomycota, Agaricomycetes, Russulales, Stereaceae. The transcript is spliced from 15 exons. Gene Ontology annotation, molecular function: heme binding; iron ion binding; monooxygenase activity.
GCUUCUUGUUCUUGUCACCACGAUAUUUUUGACCUGCUAACAUCAUGGUAUUGACGUCGCAGAUAUUUCUUUACCUGCCUCUGUUCUAUGCAGGAUUGCUUGUGGCAAGAGUAGCACAUCGUUGGAUCAGGCAGGCUCCUCUCCGCAGGAUCCCAGGCCCACCGGUAGCUUCGUUCAUAAGUGGUAACCUGAAACAGAUUUUUGACGUCAACGGCUGGUCGUUCCAUGCCGAUAUAGUUCAAACCUAUGGAAGGGUCAUCCGGUUUUGGGGAUUGUUUGGUGAUGCUCAGCUGUACAUAAGUGAUCCAAAGGCUCUUUACAACAUUCUGAUCAAGGAUCAGGAUGUUUUCGAAGAGAGCUCUCCCUUCAUCAAAGGCAACCGUUUGAUCUUCGGCAUGGGUUUGACAUCGACUUUGGGCGAACAUCAUCGCCGCCAGCGCAAGCUGCUUAACCCAGUCUUCUCCACAAAACACAUGCGCUAUGUGAUUCCCAUCUUCUAUAGGAUCAGCCACCAGCUGUGUGAAGUAUUCAGGACCAAGGUCUCCGCUGGUCCGCAAGAGCUGGACAUCAUGGACUGGAUGAGUCGCAUAGCAUUGGAACUGAUCGGCCAGGGUGGUCUGGGGUACUCCUUCGACGCUCUCGACGAGGGUGUCAAGAAUGAGUAUGCCGAAGCAGCCAGGGAAUACACGCCGACGAAUGCAAGGAUGUUAUUCUGGAGACAAUUCGCCCCUUGGAUAGCCGAGCUCGGACCAUCCCCAGUCCGACAAUGGUUGGCAAGAACACUUCCUUGGAAGGACUUGAAUCGACUGGUAGAGAUCUCUGAAGCGAUGCACGUAAAUUCGUCAAGGAUCUUCGAGGAGAAAAAGAGGGCGUUAGAAAAAGGAGAUGAUGCUGUCAUGCAUCAAGUCGCAGAGGGAAGAGAUAUCAUGUCUAUAAUGUUGAAAGCCAACAUGUCAGCUUCUGAGGAUGCAAGGCUGCCGGAGUCGGAGAUUUUGGCGCAGAUGUCACUUCUCAUCUUUGCCGCAAUGGACACUACUUCGUCUGCCUUAGCUCGCAUCUUACAACUCCUCUCCGAACAUCAGGACGUACAGGACAGGUUACGGGAGGAGGUAAGGAACGCUUACAAGUCAUCCGAUUCCGGAGACUUGGACUACGACACGUUGCAUGAGCUGCCGUAUUUGGAAGCCGUUUGUCGCGAAACACUCCGACUAUAUUCUCCCGUUACCACCAUGCCCCGCAUCUGUCGUAAGGACGCCGUAGUUCCGCUCGACACCCCGGCCACAGUGGGCAGUUCACAAGUUUCCGAGCUCUUCAUACCCAAAGACACCACUGUAUUCGUCGGAAUAAAGGCCAUCAACACGGACCCGUUAAUCUGGGGCCCCGACGCCAAAGAGUGGAAGCCUGAGCGAUUCUUGAAGCAGCUGCCAGAAAGCGUGACGGAGGCGAAGAUUCCGGGUGUGUACGCUAAUCUCCUAACGUUUUUGGGCGGUGGGAGAGCUUGCAUCGGCUUCAAAUUUUCUCAGAUGGAGAUGAAGAUAGUCCUCUCCCUCCUCGUCUCAACUUUCCGCUUCUCUCCUUCCAACAAACCUAUCGCUUGGAAACUCGGUAACGUGGCUAUGCCAAUGAUUGAAAAUAGCGUCACUCCUGCCCUGCCGAUGAUUGUUUCGUUGGCUUAGGACGCAGUCAAGAAAGGCUUAAGGUUGUUGGGUGACGGCGGAGUGUCCGACGACGUUGGAUUUUGCUUUCCCAGUUAUGAGGUGUCAAUGCUCUGGACAAUAUAUGUACACCUCUGCACCGUCUUUAUCACCCUUUGAUAACUUCUGUUUGGGUUUAGAGUCAUGGAUCAUGUUCUCAUCUAAUUUCU